AUUGAUCACUUUCUACUCCAUAAUGGAGCCCAGCGACCGCCUGUGCCUUGCAACCACUGCAAGACCAUGCGUUUCCAAUGUCUUAUUCUCCAGACGACAUCAGCGAAUCCGAAUCCAGUCACUUCAUGCUCAAGCUGUGUGGCAUUAUUUCGAGACUGUAGCCUGGCGGAAAGGGAAAAGAGACAUGCGUCAAAUUUUGAGACUAGGGUUCCAGUCAUUGGUCAUCUUCACGGACUCAAUGAAGAGAUAGACGAUCAAGAAAUAUGGCCUGGGCCGACCUCCACGGCCGCCAGUGGCAAGCAAAAGGCUAGUUCACGGUCGACAGCGAGAACACGACCACUUAGAACUUGGUUUGCAGACCAUAUCGAUCAUCCUUAUCCAACGGACGAGGAGAAAGCCGAACUUGGCGGACAUUCCGGACUCAGUAAGACUCAAGUUGGUAACUGGUUUGUCAAUGCUCGGCGACGUCAACGCAUGAACGAAAAAGCACUAUCACAAAACAACAUUUUUACUCGCGGCUCUCCAAUGCCAGAGUCAUUUCUCAGCUCAAUACCGCUUCAGAGAUGGCAAAAUUCUCCUCCUGAAGAAGAGCCUGCCUCUUUGUCUCAAAUUAACAACGCUCUCAAAAGUUCUCACCACCCAGCAAGCUCAUGCGAGCCGCUCGCAGCGAAUACAAUUGAUCCCCGAUGCCUAUCGGUUAGCGAGAGCUCUACGGAAUUAUUUAUGCAUCUUCCGUCAUAUGCUUCCUCGGAUUCCCGGUACUCGAGCUAUUCCCACAACCAAUCAGACAGCAAUCCAUCGCGGCCGGCUUCUGCAUGCAACUCGGAAGACAGUGACCAAUCAUGGGGACGAGGUUUAUUGAAGGCAAGACGCAUUAAGAAGACCAACUUCCAAUGUACUUUCUGUAGCCAUGUCUUCGAAAAGAGGUUCGACUGGCUCCGCCAUGAAAGAUCCGUCCACCUGCCUGGAUUGGACAAAUGGAUAUGCGGAAAGCCACUGGCUGCAUCUCAAUCGGCCAGCAUUUGGCGCAUCGACCAAGAUAGCCCUGAAUGUGUAUUCUGCGGACAGGUCUGUCCAGACGAUACGCACUUUGUCUCUCACGAAUUUGAAGCAUGCGAGGAGCGUAGUCUCCAAGAUCGCACCUUUACAAGAAAAGAUCAUCUGUGGCAACAUCUAUACAAGUUUCAUGGCUGUCGUAAAUGGUGCGGCUGGAGUCCUGACUUGGCAAUUCUCAAAGAAACUCGCGAGGACCUAAAAAGUCGCUGCGGCUUCUGCCAAGCAGCACUUUCCAGCUGGGACGAAAGAGGGAACCACUUGACAAAGCACUUCCGCGCUGGGCAUACCAUGGCUGAUUGGGUUGGAGAUGUUGGCAUCGAA
Molecule: messenger RNA, 1377 nt
Organism: Truncatella angustata
Lineage: Eukaryota; Fungi; Ascomycota; Sordariomycetes; Amphisphaeriales; Sporocadaceae
Exons: 2
Biological process (GO): regulation of DNA-templated transcription
Molecular function (GO): DNA binding
Source: RefSeq, a predicted model, not a curated record